AAAUAAAAAACAACAGGAAAGAAGAAGAAAAAUCAAAGUUGACGACUUAACCUGUGCUUCAGUCUUCCUCUCAUUCGAAUCCCAUGCUUUGUUGAUUCAAGUCCCCAUACCAUAGUUUCAAAAGCUACAAUCAUCACAGCCGAAACUAAGCCCCUCUGAACACCAUUUUUCCAUGGCGAUUGCUAUGCUCCAUAGAAUUCAACACUUUCUGUGUCUAAUACUUGUUUUUCUUCUUCCAUUCUCAUCACUGCUGUUCCCGUCACUCGGAUACAACGUCCCAGAUAAAUAUUUUAUCAAUUGUGGGUCUGAUAGCAAUGUUACCGUAGGUGACAAGGUUUACGUUGGUGAAUCAAACCCUGUAGCCCGUUUUAGCAGAAGCAAAACAGAGAGCAAUGAAUCACAGGUGCCUUCUCCUCUCUACCAAACAGCAAGGAUUUUUCGACGUGAGUCCUCAUAUGAGUUCGGUAUCGACACAAAUGGCACCUAUCUGGUACGCCUCCAUUUCUUCUCUUUCACUUCACGGAGUAAUCUUUACUCGGCCAGGUUCAACAUCUCGGUUCCGGGGUUCUGGUUGGUCCAAAAAUUUGAUGCCAGAAAUGAUACCGAAAACAACGCUGAUCCGGUAAAAGAGUUUUUCAUGGAGAUCACUUCCCCCACCUUCAAAAUUAUAUUCAGACCUCUGCCAUCAUCAUUUGCAUUUGUGAAUGCUAUUGAACUCUUCCUACUCCCUCUCAAUUUGAUUAGCAAUAAUGUCUCGCAUUUCACUUUUAGUGGUUACAUGGGCUUAACUAGUUACAGACCAGGUUUGUAUUCUCGCGUGUUGGAGACCAAACUUAGGCUGAAUGUGGGUGGCCAAAUUGUCACUGGUCCAGAUAACUUAUUGAGAAAGUGGUUUCCAGAUGAUAGUUAUUUUGCAAAUCCAGAAAAUGCCAAGAAUCGUUCCCCUUUCAUGGGUCGAAUUGAGUACCAUGUAGGUGAUGACUCAGAUGGUCCAUACGCAAAUAAAUUUACCGCGCCAAGUGAUGUGUACAGAACUGCUAAAGAGAUUAAUAGCAGCUCUUCCAGUGCUGGAAACAUAACAUGGGCUCUUCCCGUGGACUACAACACAGAUCAUCUUCUUCGGCUUCACUUCUGUGACUAUUGGAGUCCACAAAUUGAUCAUGCAUACAUCAAUCUGUUCAUUUACGAUACCUAUGUCAUGCCCGUAAAUAUUUAUGACCCAGAAGUGUCUAAGGAGUUGCCAGCCCCUUAUUAUUUUGAUUUUGUGGUACACUCUGAUGACUCUGGGUUUAUGAAGGUCAGCAUAGCACCUGAUGCAUCCGCUCGCAUUCGUGAUGCGUUUUUAAACGGGCUAGAAAUAAUGAAAAUAAUUGAGAGAUCAAGUUCUGUUCCUCCUUACCUGGACGAACCCAAUUCUGAGCACAAUCGUCUUCCUGUGGUGCUAGGUUCAGUCCUGAUUAUUUUUAUGAUGAUACUUGGCUUUCUUUGGCGUCUUAAAAUAACGAAGGAAAAACCCACUGAGAAUUCAGACUGGUUGCCAAUGCUCGUUACUGCUGGAGGGAGUUCUCAAAGUAGAUUGACUGAGGGAACCAGUCAAGGCUCUGCUCUUCCCAACAUAAAUCUUGGUCUGAAAAUUCCAUUGCUUGAUCUUCAAUUGGCAACCAAUAACUUCCAUGCAAGUCAGAUAAUUGGAAAGGGUAGUUUUGGCAACGUCUAUAAAGGGGUUCUUCAGAAUGGCAUGACAGUCGCUGUGAAAAGAGGUGAGCCGGGGUCGGGUGAAGGCCUUCCAGAAUUUCACACCGAGAUCGUGAUUUUGUCCAAGAUUCGUCACAAGCACCUUGUUUCCUUAAUUGGGUAUUGUGAUGAAAACUUUGAGAUGAUACUGGUUUAUGAGUACAUGGAAAAAGGAACACUCAGAGACCAUUUGUCCAAUAAAAACUUGCCAAGGUUGUCUUGGAAGAAUAGGCUUGAAAUUUGCAUUGGAGCUGCCAGUGGUCUUCAUUACCUUCACAAAGGAGUGGAUGGGGGGAUCAUUCACCGUGAUGUAAAGUCUACAAACAUAUUGCUUGAUGAGAACCUUGUAGCCAAAGUUGCUGACUUUGGUCUUUCAAGGACUGGUCCUGUUGAUCAUCAACCAUAUGUAACCACUGUUGUUAAAGGCACUUUCGGGUAUCUUGAUCCUGAGUAUUUCAAGACGCAACAGCUGACAGAAAAAUCUGAUGUAUAUUCAUUUGGGGUCGUUCUUUUGGAAGUGUUGUGUGCAAGAGCAGUGAUUGACCCAUCGCUUCCAAGAGACCAGAUAAACUUGGCUGAAUGGGGAAUACUCUGCAAAAAUAAGGGGAUGCUCCAAGAUAUUGUUGACCCUUCCAUUAAGGACCAAAUAGAUCAAAACUCGCUCAGAAAAUUUAGUGAGACAGUAGAAAAAUCCUUGCAAGAAGAUGGUUCUGAUAGGCCAACCAUGGAUGCUUUGUUGUGGGACUUGGAGUAUGCGCUGCAGAUUCAGAGAGGUGUGCAGGAUGAGGAUAGUUCUAUUAGUGUUUCUGCAUCACUUCAAUUGCCCAGUGUUCGGCGUCUUCCAUCACUCUCCACACUAAGUGAAGUGGCUGAAUUUGCUAUUGUGACCGGUAAUGAGUCCAAUUGUGCUGCGGAUUCUGUUUUCUCUUUAUUGAAAAUUGAUGACGCCAGAUAGAAUAUUGAUCCCUUCAAUAAGGGUACUCAUUGUACACCUAGAUAUUCAAUUUGUCCACUGCCUGCAUUACUUGCCCGAUUCGAAGAUGGACUCUAUUUUAAUAUGUAUUCAAAAGGUAAUAAGAAAAAACGGGAGGAAGAAGGAGGGACAGAUUCUAGAGCGCAUUCUUUUGGCAUCAAUUUCUCACAGAAAAUGGUUAACUUCUCACCUGAGGGAAAAGGAACACGUACUCAGUUGAAGGAGUCAUGCUAGUUUUCUUUUUUGUUUAUUGGUCUUCUUCCCUCUCUUCACUCCUCAUGUGCAUUUCAUACCCAGAAAAUAUGUCCAUUCUAUGUAUUUGCUAUUUGGCACCACUUUUAUGAUUUACCAUGGUUUUUGAUCAUUGAAGGGGGAAUGCAAGGAUAAAAUUCGUUGAGUAAUUUAUUCUCUUUCUCACAUUA
Molecule: messenger RNA, 3129 nt
Organism: Glycine soja
Lineage: Eukaryota; Viridiplantae; Streptophyta; Magnoliopsida; Fabales; Fabaceae
Product: probable receptor-like protein kinase At2g23200
Exons: 1
Coding region: 173-2689 (838 amino acids)
Biological process (GO): protein autophosphorylation
Cellular component (GO): plasmodesma; plasma membrane
Molecular function (GO): transmembrane receptor protein tyrosine kinase activity; ATP binding
Source: RefSeq, a predicted model, not a curated record